GAACGGCGCCGCACAGCGACUUUGACAGCGCUCCUGCCAACUCUGCCUGCUACUUGCUCUCUACCUACUCUCGCCUGCUCGCCCGACUGCCCCCCUCUCCAGCGUGUGCACGACUGCAACGCUCGGGCUCACCGGGGCGUCCGUGCCAGGCUAAUACCCCUUCGGCUUCGCCCACCACCCAUUUGACGACAUCAUCCACCCCCGCACCACGCUCCUUCUCUGUGCUGGCCAUGUCCUUCCCCUUCAAUCCUCUCGGCGGCUCCUCCACACGCCCCCGCAUCCAGCUCUCCCACAUCCCCCCACCCCGCCGCCCCCAGACGAAUGCUCGCUCGUCCCUCUCCGGCUCCCACCUCCAUCCAAACCAUCUCUCCGCCCGCAGCCCUUACCCUUCCUCUGCCCCGCCCUCUCCGGACCUUAGCGCACAGUCCGCCCACCGCCCGUCCAGCCGCCCGCUGCUCUACUCAGAAAGCGGUAGCUACGGCGGCGGUUACACUCACUCGCCGUACUCCACAGCGUCGAACACGCCUCUCCCCUCACGCACGCCCUCCCCCGUGCCACUGUACUUCUCCGGCGCGUCGUCCUACAGCUCCGAGAGCGAUAGCGAGCUCGACGACGGGCCGUACCACCGCAGCGCGACCAGCAGCAGCUCGCGUCAACCCAACUGGCGAGAAGAGCAGAGACGAUGGUGGAUCAUGGGUGCAGUACGGAGGCGUCGUCGGCGAGAGCGAAUUGGAUGGUGGAGGACAAUGAAGCGAGGCUUCCGGCUGCUCAUUCGACAUCCGUUCUUUCCCAAAACGCCCGUUACCAUUCUGCUCACCCUCGUUCUGCUCACCAUCUUCGGCGUCUCCCUCACGUUCCUCAUCAUCUACAUCCUCAACCCUGACAAGGAGCCUCUCCCUUGGCGCGGCUACUGCACCGUCCCGCAGUUUUCGACCCGCCCACCGUCGCUCUCACUUCCGACGACCGCGCAGUUCCCGGACCCGCUCCCGGACAACUUUACGCCCGCAACGUUUCCCCCGUCUAAUCUCGAUGACCUCUCGCCCGCAGGUGUUUUCGUGGGCCGGAGAAUGCUCAUUCGGUCUUCAUGGGCAGAACACCAGCGCAGCCGGGAUGGCGCAGGAGAGGGAGACGGCGGUGUCGGGACAUCGAGGACGGUCGUGCGUUUCGUCUUGGGUGAGCCUCGCAACGAGUGGAAGCGGCGGAUACGGCUAGAGAUGGACAUGUACAACGACAUGGUUAUCCUGCCGAUCCCGGAGAACAUGAACAACGGUAAGACCUACGCGUACUUCCACUGGGCCGCGCGCAACGCAUGGGUGCCUCCGCUGUACUACGACAACUUCGCGCACGACCACGCGAGUGGGAACCCGAUGAAGUGGGUCCGCCCGGACUACGUGGUCAAGACAGACGACGACUCGUUCGUGAUGCUUGCGGAGCUCGAGGCGAGGCUGAGGGUAGAGCUGCAUCGGGAUCCGCGGGAGGUGAGGCUACAGAACGGUGUGGUUGCGAACGACUCGUUCGCGUUUGAGAACGGCUCUUCGUCCUCCUUUCCUCCCGCUGCCGGGUCCUCCGGCUCAGAUUCAGAACCCAGAACCCCAGGCACCUCCGCGUCGAAAGCCAUGAACGUACUCGUUACGCCCACCUCGACCCAUCAACCAUCCUCGUCGCCGCCUCCCUCGUCCUCGCCAUUGCCCUCGUCACCUGUGCUCGCUUCCGCGGACCCACUCAUCUUCUGGGGCUACCUCGUGAAGAACCGGUUCAUGGCGGGCGAGCUGUACGCGCUCUCAUGGGCGCUCGUCGAUUGGGUCGCGAGCGAUGCGCAGGUUGCGGAGUUGCGCAAGGGCGCGGAGGAUAAGCAGACGAGCAAGUGGAUGCGCUUGCACCCCCGCGCGGACGAGGUCCGGUGGGUGAGCGAGCGCUGCUGGAUAUACGACCACCCGAGGGCAGGCACGGUGUACUCGCACGGCUUCCUGUUCCCCUCGGAGAUGACGCGUGUGCAGGCGGAAGUGAUGAAGGACAUCGCGCGCGCGGUGCCCGAGGAGGUCGCCGCGCAGAAGGCGGGCUCGAUGCCGUCGCCGUUCGGCCCGAACGCGCCCGUGCCGCAGACGUGGGCGCGCUCGACGGUGUCCAAGUUCGGCCAGCGGUACAGCCCGCCGCUGCCGUACCUCAGCCAGCAGACGAGCAUCGAGGCGCUCGUUGAAGGGAGCGAGAUGUCGCGGUUGAUCGAAUCGAGCGACGUGAACCCGUGGUCGGUCUGGCUGCGGCGCGAGGGCCGGAACACGCGGUAUAAUCACCAGCGCGUCGGGGGCACCGUCGUCGUGCAUUUCAUUAAGAAGAACAUGUGGUUCCUCGAGACCGCCGCGGCGUUCCUCCUCGGCGACGAGGUCACCGACGCGGAGCACGGGUACCGGUGGCACGACGGGCACUACGUCGGCCCCGCCGGUGAGCGCGUGCAGGGCGAGCGCGUGCAGGGCCAGGGCUCCGCAUCACUGACGGAGCAGCACCCGAUUCAGACGGCGAACGUCCGGAAGCUGCAUCGGAGACGAUAGCCUUGGUGGUUGCGCUUCGACUGGCUGUCUUUUACUGGGUUUCUGCUGUCGUGCUGCCCUCUUUGGCUCGGCGACGGCACUGGCGUGCACUGUAUGUAGUACACCGUUGCGAUGUGUACGUACGUAUGCAUGCGCUCCCUCCGGGCGGACCUUCCUACGCUGCUGCCGAAUAUUGCUCAUCCCCCGCCUUGCAUCUUCGCCCAUGGAUUCUCGCAGUGAAUCUGAAUAACUAACUAUAAAGCCGCAGUGUACCUUAGAAAGAUACCUUCAUUGACUGUUCAUAACACAACACGCUAUUCUUCUUGCUUUGCCUAACUGCUCACGUAUAUUUCGCGGUCUCCAUGGACGGUUUCGGCUCGCUCGGGAUGGGCGGGCGCAGGAAGAAAUAUAAUAAACA
Messenger RNA from Fomitopsis serialis, 2943 nucleotides. RefSeq lists its product as uncharacterized. Bases 231 to 2546 code for a protein of 771 amino acids. The record is from RefSeq and is a predicted model, not a curated record. The transcript is spliced from 8 exons. Gene Ontology annotation, cellular component: membrane. Gene Ontology annotation, molecular function: hexosyltransferase activity. NCBI's taxonomy places the organism in Eukaryota, Fungi, Basidiomycota, Agaricomycetes, Polyporales, Fomitopsidaceae.